CCCUCUCCUUCUCCUCCUCGUCACCAACUCCGUCUCCUCCUCGGCCUCGCCCGGUUACUGCUUUAAUGGAGGAGAGAAGCAAGAGUGUACAUGCAAAUGCUGAAGCAGGAAAUCGACGCAACCAACAAGGGAACGUAUGAUUUCCUAUACCUGCCGAGCAACUUCCACAGUAAACGCAACUUUGGAUAUGCUUUUAUUAACUUUUCCGACGUUGGCUUCGUCAUUACUUUCGCAGAAAAAUUCGGCUGGAACCAAUCCAACUCUGACAGGCGAUGUUACUUGUCGUACGCCGACACGCAAGGCAAGGUCGCUUUAAUUGACAAGUACCGUAACCUGAGGGUCGUGCAGGAAGAUGAGUCCUGCAGACCAAAACUAUUUUACACGAGUGGCCAUCGAAUUGGCAAAGAAGAGCCAUUCCCCUACCCACAACAAACUUAGCUUAUAUGUAUUAUUGCAAAUAAAAUUGAU
Zychaea mexicana is the source of this 468-nucleotide messenger RNA. Its product is annotated as RNA recognition motif 2-domain-containing protein. NCBI's taxonomy places the organism in Eukaryota, Fungi, Mucoromycota, Mucoromycetes, Mucorales, Lichtheimiaceae. The record is from RefSeq and is a predicted model, not a curated record. The coding region runs from base 91 to 438 and encodes 115 amino acids. The transcript is spliced from 6 exons.